Molecule: messenger RNA, 1359 nt
Organism: Enterobius vermicularis (human pinworm)
Lineage: Eukaryota; Metazoa; Nematoda; Chromadorea; Rhabditida; Oxyuridae
Source: the annotation of a GenBank genome assembly
CUUUGUUACAGAUUUCCCAACCUAGCGAAGGAUGAAACAGCGUUCGAUGCAUCAAAUGCUUACAGCAAUUUCGAACCUCUUAUUGCGUCCAAUUGCUCUUCGCAACUAAAAUUUUUUUUGUGCUCAGUAUACUUUCCGAUGUGUACGGACAAGGUUCCGAAUCCUAUUGGACCAUGUAGACCUUUAUGCGAGCAUGUUCGACAAAGAUGCAUGCCGCUACUCGACCAGUAUGGAUUUCCGUGGCCUCUUGUGAUGAACUGUAAUAACUUCCCUCCUGAAAAUAACCAAGAUUCAAUGUGCAUGAAGGGACCACCAACUGAUGAACCAGAAGAGUCUGAAGUCAGACUGCCUUUGUUUCAAAUAAAGCAGUGCAAUCAAGCACAGCAUGUUUAUAUGAAUCGUACUGGUCAGUGUAUUCCUUUGUGCAACUCAACUCAAGGACGUGCUAAGGAGGACAGAGAAUGUGCAACAACAGCCCUGUUUGUCAUGUCGGUAAUAUGUGUGAUUCUCACUGGUCUUUGCUUCAUAAUUUACUGCUUCAGAAGACAAUAUUUUGCUACGCUACCAGAAAUUUCACUUCUAUUUUGCACCUCGUCAUUUGCAAUAUCAUCAAUAGUGUAUUUGAUUUCACUGUUGUACCGAGAUCAGGUCUCGUGUAUGGAGUAUGCGACAAAAUCAGUUUUUGUUGUUCCCGGACUUCAGCAUAUCCCUUGUACAACCGCAGCAAUACUCCUUUAUUACUUUGGCACCACAGGUCGACUGUGGUGGUUCGUACUCUGCUGCACUUGGAGCAGAUUCGCCCUCAAGCAGCACCAAAGCACGGAUACGUUCCUUCUCCACUCUCACAUGUUCGCUUGGGGCAUACCUCUAGCGACCGUAAUAUUUGCUCUAAUGGCACAAUCAGUUCACGCAGAACCGCUUUCCGGGAUAUGCUUGGUUGGCGGAGGCAGUCGAGUCACAGAAGCUAUAUUCGUCUCUCUUCGAGAAGUCAUUCUUCUGCUCUGCUGCCUUGUGCCUCUCUUUUUCGGCUGUUUGGAACUUAUUGGAUCUGCACCAACAAAUGACCAUUCCGUUGCUUCGUCAGGACUUUUAGGCAGCUUAUACCCGAUAACAGCUGCUUUUUUAUUGCUUAGCUCUUUGCAAUAUCUUCUAACGCCAACACUGACCGGAUGGAAUUCAGUGAUUGCCAUAAAGCUGGUAGCCGAUCCAUUACUAGGAAUUAUUAGUGCAGCUGGAUGCCUGUUUCAAGUAAUCUUCAAGAUUUUACGAUCAGGCAGGUCACCAAGUCUCAACAAACAAGGAUAUCAAGCAGCGGUUCCUCAGUUCCGUUUACAGUUUUCACCGCCAUUAGUACGAUAA